AUCACACACACGCACACACGCGCGCAGCACGCACGCGCACAGAGGGCAGCGCUCCACACAGUCACCGCGGAUUACAACCUCCAGCGUCCAGCUGCCUGGAUGUUUACGUAACGGACCGUCUCUUCACCAGCUCCGGGUCAAACAGCGCGCCGUGCACGUUCGACACCGCAACUCGCGCGUUUUCACUAUUUUCCACGUUUGAUAACGCGAAGAAGCGCGCGAGCCUGCCUCUUUAACCCAAGGAGCAACCGGGCCACGCCGGCACGAGCCUACGUUUCGUCACAUCUCGGGGCUUAGCGCGAAGGAGUAGCGUGUGUGUGUGUUUCACGUUGUGUGUGUUUGUUGUUUUUCGGGCGGGCGAAGAUACGACCGCGCGCGCGAGCAGGCGGCCCGAUGGCGUUUUGACCCGUCUGCGCGGUUUUGACCAUGAACCGCGCGGACGGCCAGCCGCACCGCCGCCCGCCCUCGCCGAGGACCCCGCUCUGGAUGUAGAAUCGCCGAGAACCGCGCGCGCGUGUAUGUGUGAGUGAGUGCGUGCGUGUGCGCGUGUGGAUGGUGCGCGCGAGCGGACAGCAUGGGGAAAGAUCAGGAACUCUUGCAGGCGGUGAAAACCGAGGACCUGCUGACGGUCCAGCGGCUGCUGCAGAGACCCAGACAGGGCAAGUCCAAGCUCCUGGGUUCUGCCAAGAGGGUGAACGUGAACUUCCAGGACACUGAUGGGUUCUCAGCUCUUCACCACGCUGCUCUGAAUGGUAAUUUGGAGCUGAUCUCUCUGUUGCUGGAGUCACAAGCCAUUGUUGACAUCAAAGACCAGAAAGGGAUGAGGCCGUUACACUAUGCUGCCUGGCAGGGAAAAUGUGAGCCAAUGAAAAUGCUGCUAAAGGCGGGAUCAUCAGUCAACAGCCAAUCAGAUGAAGGGCAGAUUCCACUGCACCUCUCGUCUCAGCAUGGCCAUUAUGAUGGAAGCGAGAUGCUGCUGCAGCACCAGUCUAACCCAUGUAUCAGAGAUCACGCAGGAAAGACCCCUCUAGACCUGGCCUGUGAAUUUGGACGAGUCUCGGUGGUGCAGUUGCUUCUGAACAGUAACAUGUGUGCUGCCAUGCUGGAGCCCAAGCCCUCUGAUCCCAAUGGAAUCAGCCCUCUCCACCUGGCUGCCAAGAAUGGACACAUUGACAUUAUCAAGUUACUGAUCCAGGCUGGUAUAGAUAUAAAUAGGCAGACGAAGUCUGGCACAGCACUGCAUGAAGCCGCCCUUUGUGGUAAAACUGAUGCUGUGCGGCUACUUCUGGAUAGUGGGAUCAGUGCCAGUGUGAGGAACACGUACUGUCAGACAGCGCUGGACAUUGUUAACCAGUUCACCACGACACAGGCCAGCCGAGAGAUUAAACAGAUGCUGAGAGAUGCCUCCGCUGCCAUGCAAGUGAGGGCGCUGAAAGAUUACUGCAACAACUAUGACCUGACAAGCCUCAACAUCAAAGCCGGUGACAUCAUCACGGUCCUGGAGCAGCACUCUGACGGCCGAUGGAAGGGUUGCAUCCACGACAACCGCACAGGAAACGACCGUGUAGGCUACUUCCCGUCCAACAUGGUGGAGGUCAUCAAGAGGGCAGGACCCUCUACUCAACAGUAUCUUAAGAUACAGAUCCGUCCGCCGGCAAUUGGCUCAGUUGCCAUGGUGAACGGUGACUCCUCCCACAUUCUCUCUCUACCCCUGACUCCCCCGCCCCCUCCUACCCUGAUCUCUUCCCAUCAGCCCCUCUUCACCUCAUUCGGGUAUAACACACCCACCUGCAGCUCAUUUGCGUAUGAACCGCCCUCCUCCCGCUCAGAGGAGCCGAAAAAAGAGACAGGUUCCAGAGGGUCCGUGUCAAGCCCCCAUGGCUCUCCAACUCUGAGUGGUCAGCAAAGCAGUGCAAAUGAGGAGAUUUGGGUACUAAGGAAACCUCUUGCUGGUGGCGGCAGUGGCGGCAGCAUGGGCAGUACAGGCAGCCUGACCAGUGGCCGUUCGUCCAUCAGUGGUCCAGUGGACAAUGCGAAUGCUCACCUCACCAACUCACCUGUGCCUGUGCCAACCACUCCUACACAUUCGCCAGGGGUAAACACACAUGGCCUCAAUGUACCAGGACUACACGCACAGGCGGAAGGGGUGAAGUUGUUGGCCACAGUGUUGUCUCAGUCAGCCAAAGCAAAAGAGCAUCUUCUGGAGCAGUCCCGUUCUGUGGACCAUAGCCCAGCUUCCUCACAGCUUACCCAGAGUGCGCCUGGUGGCCCCCGUUCAGAGAAAAAGAAACCAUUUGUGGAUCCUUUACUGCAAAGGAAGGACAGCACUUCAGCAGAGAGCAAGAGCUCAGAGGCAGUCGCUGAAUGGCUUACAAGUGCUCAGCUGCAGUUUUACACAACUAACUUCCUGACUGCCGGAUAUGACCUACAAACCAUCAGUCGGAUGACUCCAGAGGACCUCACAGCAAUUGGGGUGACAAAACCUGGACACAGGAAGAAGAUGUUAUCAGAAAUCAUCAAAUUGAACAUCCCUGAUUGGAUACCUAAAGAGAAACCUACCAGUCUGGCUGAGUGGUUGUCUCUGAUUGGACUGAGUCAGUACUAUCAGACACUUGUUCAGAAUGGCUAUGACAACAUGGACUUUGUCAGUGACAUCACCCUGGAGGACUUACAGGAGAUUGGAAUCACCAAACUGGGACAUCAGAAGAAGUUAAUGUUGGCUGUUAACAGGCUUGGUGAACCUCCAAAAGAGGAAGGAACUCCUGGCAAAGACAGCCAGUCUGAAGAAAGCACAGAUACAAAACAACCAGCAGCUGCAGAUGUGAUCAGUAACGUGUCGGAGGUCAAAUCCACCCCUGCUCCAAGGACACGUAAGGGAUCGGAGGGGCGUGGGUCUCCCCGGCACACCGCGCAAGGGCGGGGCAUACAGAGAGCAAAUGCCCCUCCUCCACUCAAGAAACCUGGGUCAUACGAUAGCCCCACCCACACCCCGCCACAUACGCCCACUAAAGGCAAAACCUCCUCCACUCACACAAACUCUCCCACGCAUACUCCUGGCUCACCCAUGAGAACGCAAAGCAGGCCAAGGGGGCCAAACGACUCUCCCCGGGUGCAUAGUCAUGGUCGCGCCGUGCCGUUACUCUGCCUUCCACCUGAAGGUGGCACCGAGGAUGAGGAGGACCAGACUCCACCCUUGCCCAGGCGGAUCAUGCGCAGUGGAACGCCUGUAGUUACCGAAGUUCCAGAGCGUGUCAAAGAAGAGCUUCCUUUGCCUGAUUGUUCUGUGAAAUAUGCCACGCUAGGUGGUGUUAACCGAAGCAGUUCCGGUAAAGGUCCCGCCGACACCCUUGAUGUCAGCGGUGUCAACCGCAGCCAGUCCUUUGCUACCACACGCCCUCGCAGGAGGACACGCCCUCCCACCCCACCCAAGCGCUCCUGCUCCUCUAUCUCCACUGGCAACCUGGCCGACGAGGCGGCUAUGUCUAACGAAAGUGGAACAGGUCGAGGCCAACAUAGUGAUUCGUUCCUUAGCGUGAACUACAGGGAACGCCGCCGUAGUGACUGUGGCAUUGCCUCAGAAUCGACCUCAUCUGGGGGCAGUGUGAGAGACAUUGCUGCCAUGCUUGAAAUGUCCAAAUUAGGAGGUGGAACCAAAGGAACUGGCAACAAUUACCUGCAGGCAAGUCCAGACCUCCUGCGGCGUAACCGCGACACUCUGAGCUCAGACGAAGACAUGCAGACCCGUCGUCGCACCAUCAGUGGCCCCGUCACUAGCUACACAGACACCCAGCUUAAUAACACCCAAGAAGGUGACACUACUUCACAUUCUUACACCACACAAGCAAACCUGGAGACAACACGAAUCGUGGAGGAGGCCGCACCGCAGAAACAAGCACCAAUGCGGCAGGCACCAGAGCCCCGCCCUCGCUCCAUGCUAAGUCACCUGGAAGGAGGUGUCCCUUCCCUCCCUCAGGAGGAGUGGUCACGAAUGGACGCCACAGCAACAUUGAGAAGACCCCGGCCACCCCAUGACUCAGACGGUGAGAGGUUCCAGCUCACUGAGACCAGUACAAUACGGCGCCGCCCGAAGGCGCUAGGGACCCCACAGAGGAAGGGCGCAGAGAACGGUCCCGAAAGCACCCGCAGGAGGCCGGUAUCAGAAGCUUGUGCUGGGGAAGGCAGUGAAGGGGAACUGCGGCCAGAUGAUUUCAGAAGAGUGCUGAAGCCACCAGUUUCUCCCAAACCUUCGCUCGCCCUCAAGAAGCCUGAUCCUCCAACGCCCACCAGGAGGGUGCCACUUCCUGGACCAGAAGGCCAGCACAGCCCAGUGGAAGUCAAAAAGAUCCCACCACCAGUGUCUCCAAAACCAAGCCCACCUCCAACGCUUCCCAAACCAGUGAAAAUGAAGCCAGUUCAGACCCCAGGAUCUUCCCCAGCUCCUCAGCCACAAAUUCUCACCCCACCUAGUGCCCUAAACACACACGCAUCCUCCCCUACCACUCUUCUCCCUGAGCCAGCGGAGUACCCCGCCCUCUGCCCUGUGAUUCCAAAGCCAGUGGAGACUUACACUCUCUCUCCACGGGCUGCGACCUCUCCUGCUCAGAGCCCGCAGACACCCCAAACCCCCCAAACUCCCCAGACCCCUUCCACCCCUGGGUCAGGCUCAGCGCCAGUAAAGCCCCCAAGGUCCUCCAUGGCAGGCCUUUCUGUGGAUAUUCCCGGCCCUCUGGAAGUAGAGCUGGCUGGGGUGGAGGCCAUGCAGCAGAGGCUGAGGGAGGUGGAAGAGGAGCAAAAGAGGGAGAGAAAAGAGGACAGAAUUGAUGGCACUGGCCAGAGCCAAGUGAGGAGAUCUUCUGGAGAGGGUUUUGGAGGGAGUGAUGUCACAAGAAGUGCUGAAGGGUCAGGGCAGGUUGUGAUGAGGAGGAGAAAAGUGGGCAUGGCCAGGCAACCACAGGUUGAGGGCGAGCUUGAAGGCUUAAGGCAAGACGGAGGUGUGAGAGCAGAGGCAGUCCAGCAGGGGGUGCUGGAGGCUGAAGCAGCAGGCUUGUUUGGAGGCCAUGCAGCAGGAGACAUGACCCAGUUCAGGCUGGAGGAGACCAGUGCCUCCCUAGCUGCUGCUCUGGAAGUGGUGGAGGAGAAGAUCAAGAAGGAGGACAAUUCUGUGGUGGAGAACAAGACCACAGUCAACAUUCUGGAUGACAUCGGGAGCAUGUUCGAUGACCUAGCUGACCAGCUGGAUGCCAUGUUGGAUUAAAAAAAAAAGAAAAAAAAAGCACAAGACAGAAUUGCCAAGCCUAGACUUCUUUUUGGUCUGUAAGCACCAAACCUGCUCAAGCUUAAGCACAUCCCGGUGAGUUGAGCAAGUCCGAGUUAAACAAGGACUCGUUGAUUCCAACAAGAAGAGGUGGAGAUGCUGGGGUGUGGAGCCCUUGAGUUUUGAAGAUAAAGAGCUUCGGAGCCUGGUGGUUGACGUAAGCAUCCGGCAACGUCAGUACCAUCCCGAGUGUUUCUCCUGCCCUUCUCGCCCAUGUUUGUCCAAGGUUCGGAGCCAUGGUCCUCAGCUCGAGCUUGGAGCUACUGACUGCUAUCAUGCUGCUUCCAGAGAUAAGCACAAUUUAAUGCUAACAAGCUAUUUAAAUUCCAUUUAGGUCGAGAAACACGAGCAUCGUGUCGGAGUGUGCGUUUGUAUGUAUGUAUGUACCAUUUGUAUGUGUGGCUUUGGUGUUUCCUUUAACGAUGUUAUGGUCCGAUGGCCGAUUGUGUAUUUGUUUUUAAACGAUUAAUGGAAACCUAAACAUUUAUUGUGCUCUCUGGGAAACCAGCUAAGAGGUUCGCUAUGGCUCAUAACUGACUGCAAAGGGGAACUCCUGACGAUCAUGCCCAGCCCGUCUCUCCUUGGGAUCCCCCAGAGGUGAAGAUCAUUUGCGUUAACUUAAAAGCAAAAGUAGGAAAAACACAAUUUGAUGGUCUUGAGAAGACCAACCUGGUUUUCCUCUUCCAUGUAGUGGAUUUCCGAGUUCCCCUUUGUCAACGAUUAAAAGAAAAAGAGCUCUGGACAUUGAGAUAUAUCGUGAUAUUUACGUUGUCGUUGUUGUUCGUGUGUGUGAAUGUGUGACCGUGUUUAAUUGUGUAGUUUUUUUGCAUUGACAAAUCCCACUUUUCAGCAGAUAGAGUGGUGUUAUACAUAGAUAUAGGCUGAAUGCAGAAUAAGAUGCUGGACGACAGUGUAAAUACGACAUAUAGAUUACAAUUAUCAUUCAUAGAGUAGAAUUUGGAAUGCGAUAACCUGGAAUGCAACAGGUGCCCACUCAGUCCCAAUCAAUGCGAUCAAAUGACAAACGUUGGUGUGUUUGGGUGAGUGAGAGGAGUUUAGCGUGUGUGUGUGUCUGUUUGAGAGACCAAAUGAGAGGAUGUGUUUUGCAUAUGUGUUGGCCCAUUAAAGAAUGCUUGCAUUCUUGUUCUGUGACUGCACAGAGAAGACAUCAUUUUUAUUGACGAUAACAAAUCGGCGUAGUCUAUGUAAGAGACUAAAAAUGACAUAAUUAAACGUGAAGUCGUUGCAAGAAGCUUAAAUUUACAGAGCAAUAUUUUCUAUCAACUCUCCAUGUUGAUGAUUUAGUUUUAUAAAUAACCGUCAAAGCCAGCCAUCUUGAGUAUAGCAGACAGCUGAACCUAACAUCAUCUCCAACCGUCAUGACAAUCCUCUAUCAUGUGCUUGAUUAUCUGCAAAGUCAAUGAGAUGGACAUUAGAGUAUUGAACCUUUUAUCAUGUAAAAUAUAUGUAAUAUUCCAGUUGUUAUUUUGUGUAAACGCUCAACUGGCUAAUGUGUUUGACCCUGGUGAUCCUUGCAGACCUCUUCCAUGUAAAGAACAUUGAGAGUAUGUGGAAUUACGAUAAAUAAACUUUAUGAAUUAUGAAUACAAA
Pygocentrus nattereri (red-bellied piranha) is the source of this 6925-nucleotide messenger RNA. RefSeq names its product caskin-1. Lineage: Eukaryota; Metazoa; Chordata; Actinopteri; Characiformes; Serrasalmidae. The record is from RefSeq and is a predicted model, not a curated record. Bases 575 to 5254 code for a protein of 1559 amino acids. Gene Ontology annotation, molecular function: protein binding. The transcript has 22 exons.